Messenger RNA from Betta splendens (Siamese fighting fish), 8184 nucleotides. RefSeq names its product family with sequence similarity 222 member Aa (gene fam222aa). Lineage: Eukaryota; Metazoa; Chordata; Actinopteri; Anabantiformes; Osphronemidae. The coding region runs from base 1268 to 2827 and encodes 519 amino acids. The transcript has 3 exons. The record is from RefSeq and is a predicted model, not a curated record.
CCUGCAGGUUCGAAUCCAGCUCGGUGGAGUGUGGAACCUCUCACUUCACGGGGCUGAACCGCUUGCCAAGAUAAAAUAGCAACUUAUUAAAGAUCCCAAUCGGGUUCUGCCACCGCAAUUUAUAUCAGACGCUUCUUUUUUUUUUUCCUUUUCCGCGAAUAAACAGCGUGGUUUCAGAGGUUUAGACGCCGAUCAUCUCUAUGGUAACAGCCCUCAAUUACCGAUGAUUGGCCAACCCGUGGGAAUGUUUCUAUUCCCCGAGUGCAGUGAUUGGUCGGUGGGCGGUCGGCGCAGCCUGACAGUCUGCAGCGUUCCGGGUUAUUGUCAGUCUUGGCAGCUCGGCACAAGGGCAGGACCGCAUCCCGGAGCUGCGCGCGGCGGCUAGCUCUUCAUACGCGUUCAACCAUUUCUAAUUUGGUCCGUGCACCAAAGAGGGGACCUCGGAGCUUUGCUGUAGCGGCUCCCCCGCAGCCUCAGCCGGAAAUCUGAGUGUGAAACGGGAGGCGAGACAUCUCCGCGAGGCUGCCGACACCGCGGAGAAAGUGACGGCCGGAGCGGAUUCUGAUCACCGGGAUUUUUUUAUUAUUAUUUUUUUUUACAUCGCGUCGCUUCGGCGUAGGAUAUUUUCGGCAUCUGCUUUCAGGGUACCAUCGCAAAACAUUGCCCGAAGAUAAUAUUACAAACAUUUGCAUGAUUUAUUUCUCGCUCGGUCGUCCGUAGUGGCCACUUAAACCCAUGCGUAACAGCGGAGGAUUUUGGAAUACAGCGUAGCAGCUCAACCACCCGGUCUCUCGAUGAACACUUCUCGCCGUUUGGCGUCGUUUCAAGCGAACGGAAGAGCAACCAGGACCUAAUACUUUCCCCCGGAGGCCAAACAUUAAAGCCCCGACGCGCACUUGGUGCGCAAUCUUUCCGAGGACGCUCCUGAAAUUCGCCGACCUGCGCUUUUCCACUCGACAAAUAUUGGCAGCCGAGUCGGGAAAAACGCGCAGCUUAUUAACUUUGCAUGUUAAAAGCCAGAGCGUGGACGGGUUACCGGCAUAUUUGCAUACAAUCGGAAGAGGAGGAUAAACUUAACGUUUGGCAUCGACAAAGCGGCUGCUGGAUCUUGGACAACAGAAUGAAUCCCUUUUAAUUUGGACCACAGAGGUACGAGGCAGAUUGCUCAGUGAACGCUACAAUCUGCAUGGAGUUUUAGUCUGCACCACGGAGCAAUUUAUGGUUGGCCGCAGAACUCCCCCGGCUGUAGUACUGUGCCCGCCUCGCCAUGCUGGCCUGUUUGCAGAGGAGGCAAAACCCUCCAUCCCAGCACCCGGUGUGUGUCAGCAAGACCCUGGAGCCGCCGCAAGCCCUCGGGCGAAAAUGUGAGCUUGUGGUGCCCUCGCAUUCCCCACGUUACCCCACCGCGGCGGAACUUGAUGCCUACGCUCAGAAGACGGCCAACAGCCCUCUGUCCAUCAAGAUCUUCCCCACUAACAUCAGGGUUCCUCAGCAUAAGCACCUUAACCGGACUGUUAAUGGAUACGACACCACGGGGCAGCGCUACAGUCCCUACCCACACCUCCACACCGGCGGCUACCAGGGCCUGCUCGCCAUCGUCAAGGCCUCCUCAUCCUCAUCGUCCGCCUCCACCUUUGUCCCUUCAAAAGGUGUCCUCAAGAACUCCGAAGGCAGACGGACUAAGCUCUCUCCAGCCCACAUUGCGGUUGCCCCAUAUCCACCCCCUAGUAGUAGCACUUUAGCCAGUGGCCAUGGCCAAAUGGUUUACCACAACGGGCCCUCGAAGCCUCCAGAAGGCCCCGGCUUGUCGGUCCCCCCAAACGUCACUGUAGCUGGCUCAGUGAUCCCUGUAACAGGGGGCCGAGGCCUCGCCUUGCCCACGCAGUCGAACCUGCCCUCCAUCCAGAGCAUCAUCUACCAGAUCAACCAGCAUUGCCAGGCCCAGGCUCUGCAGGUGUGUCAGGGGGCCGCCACCGCACCGUCAAACUCCAGCCCCACCAAGCAGGGCACGACUGUCAUGGGGGUCUCCUCCAGCUCCUCAGGUGGAGGGUACGUGGUGGGAAUGGGCCCACAGGCCAACAUGGUCUACACGGGACCCGGGUUGCCGGCUCAAAGUGCAGAGGCGAUGAAGAGUGGCGCGUAUGCAGACGGUAUGGACUAUAUCCUUUGGCAGAAGCAGCAGCAGCAGCAGCAGCAGCAUCAGCAGCAGCAGCAGCAGGCUGUGCUCCGCAUGUACAGCGGAGGCAGCGGAGGGGGCGGCGCCAUCAGCAAGUCCCCUGAAACUUGUGUUCCAGGGGGAGGGAUGAUGGCCGCCCAAGUGUCCUCCUCGUCCUCGCGACCGUACCACCUGACGGCCAGCGCCAGCGGGGGCGCCGGGCUGGACAAGGUCAGCUCCUCCCCAUUGAACUGCGUUGGGAUGCACGGGAAUUUCUCAGUGGGUCAGUACUUCGCCCCGCCGUGGAACAGUGUGCUGGUGACACCCGACAGUGACUGCUACAACCCCCAGGAGCUUUUAGGAACCUCCGCAGGAGGGCCCGCCACGGGGCACAGGGAGAUGGGCUACCCUCACCACCAUCACCAUUACCACCACCACCACCACCACCCUGCCAUAGACAGCGGGGGAGGUUUGUGCUGCAGCCUGCCCAGCAAGAGCUUGUGCAAUACAUCUGUGCUGAGCAGCAGCUUGCAGUCUUUGGAGUACCUGAUCAACGACAUCCACCCACCCUGCAUCAAGGAGCAGAUGCUUGGCAAAGGCUACGAGACUGUGUCUGUGCCACGUCUGCUAGACCACCAGCAUGCACACAUCCGCCUCCCUGUUUACAGAUAGAGGGGGAAGAAGACGGGGGAAACAAAUGGAGAAUUGUGAAUUUGUUAAAAACCAGAUUUGGGUUUUUUUGAGGGGGGGGGGGGCUCACCGAGCUGUGGCUAGUGGCACCGUUUUAACUAGAAAAGAGCAGUUGUUGUGCUGUGUGACCUGAGGUUUGGUUGUUUCAAGGCUGAGUCCCCAAUACGAGCAGCGUCAUUGCCGGUGGGAGAGAAAAGGGAUUUCAAGAUUCUCCAGAUGUUCCAUUGUGUGGUUUUGCCAAUAGGAAUUUUGGAUUGAUUUUUUUUUUUCUUUCAUUUGUUGUUUUACUUGCCUGAACUUUUUUGAUGAGAAAUCAUAGCUUGACAUGAAGUGCAUACGCCACUUGUGUCCCCCUUCCAAAUACUACAAGGACGAAGCUACUGUGUAGGUUGUCACUGAAAUGGCCUUAAAGGGCCAAAAUUUAGGGCUGUCGCGAAAUUCAAUGCUCUGUAACAGCACACGCGUAAACAUACACCUACAUACACAACAAUGUGCUGAUACAAGAGAAAAAGAAGAUUAUAGGCAGUACUCGGGUUAGUACGAGGAUCAUAUGGUUGAAUUAAAAGGGUAGAAAAAUAUUAGGUAUUAUUGCUGUUAUAAUUGAUACGUACGUAAAUUGCACUGCUUGAAUCUUUCUUGUUAAUUUUGAAGUUUGGAAUUGGGUAGUUUGGAUAUGAUAUAUUUAAGAAACUUGGAAAAACUUGAACCUAUUUUUUGUUGUUUUAUAUAUUUGUAGGUAUAAUAUAUGCAUUGGCUGCUAUGGGGAAAAAGUGUCUCAAAUGCUUUUUUUUCAUUUAAUUUUAUUUUAUUUGUAACUUCAGUUUCAUUGAUUUAAUAAUUUCUCCUAAAGCUGAUGUGCAGUUUCUUAUGUCCUGGUGUGAGGCAUAGUCGCUGCUUUGGUUCUGUAAGAACCUAGUUGGAGAGCUCUUUUUACCUAACCAACACUGGAAUCUACAAUAAAUCUUGAAAUACUUAUUUAAAAAAAAUCUUGCAAAAAAAAUACAACAAAAAGAAAUGUUACAAUGAAGAAUGUGAUUGGGAGGUUACCUGCAUAACCUUACGUGUAUGUCAACGCGUGUAUGUGGCUGAGUGCAUGCGCGCGUGCAUUUUAGUUUGUGUUUUUCAAAAUCCUCAGACUUUUUUAUUGUAAUCAUACAAUUUCUACGAUGACGACAGGAAAAAAAAUCGAUUCACCACUACCAACGAAAGCAUAUCUGAAUAACAUGCAGGUCUGUUGUGAACCUUGUUUCAUUGGAGGCUUCGGACGUUCUCCUGAGCUGGAGAACAAGUUCUCACGCGGUUCUCUUACGACUGGUUGUGAUGCCGUAGCCCCUUCCUCUAUCAGGUGCGAUCACAGUGACAGACAGCAGUGGAAACAAACGUAUGAAGCCUGCUUUUCAGGGGCGGAUCGCCUCCGAUCCUCCGAAAAAAAACAAAAACCAACACAAAAUGAAAACAAUCAUGUCCUGGUGUCAACUCUCAGCUUCUCCUUGUCCGUUUUAGCCCCUGGUUGGGUUGCAUUCAGGCCCGACCAGUCCUAACUUGACGAUUCAGAGCAGUGAAAUAUUUAUUAUGACUGUGAGAUUCCCUUGAAUGUACUGCACCUAAAUUACUGCAAUGUUUUAUUGCCUUGUGGGACUCGAGUGAAAGAGAAAAAUUGGAUCAGUGCAGCAGUCCUCUGGUCUUAAAUUAGCAUUUCUUUUGUCAGUCAAAUUUCAAUGGUAAAUUGAAUUUAUUAAGUGGAGAGAGAGCUGGAGCUUUGUUGUGGGGGGGAACUGGCAUCAGUCUAGAUUUAUGAAGUGCAAUUAUUAUGACUGUAUUAACAUUUUUUCUCUGAGCUUACACCAAAAAAAUGUAAACUACAGUUGUCAAUACAUUCCCAAUGUACCACAUCCUUAAUCCCUAUCCUUUCGUUUUGUUUUGAGGUGUAAAAUAAAUUUCUUUAAGAAUAUAUUCAGAAGCCAGAACAUGGCUUUGAGGUCUGUCAUUAUUUUCUGUCAUACGUCACUUGAGGUUGGAGGGAAAUCGGACCCAGAUAGUCCAGAGUUAGGUUGGAUCGCUGCCACUGACAAACCUUUAUCCAAUUGGUCAUCCUUUAUAUUUUGUCCAUCUGAGGGAAAAGAGCGAACAGCUUUGUUGGAAAAAGAAAAUGUUGCUGUUAAAUGACAAGCGUGAAUAGACCUUUCAACUCCGAGCCUUAAAGUUUGCUCUCGCUGUGUUUCUAGACGCGCCACUGUCUUUGAAGGCUGACAAAUAUUCCAGUCUAAAGAAUACCAAGCCUCUUGGCUUAAAUUUGCACAGUAAGCCUCCUUAACAUUCCAGUGAAAAAUUUUCAUGUUGUUUCAACAGCUUAAUACCCCGGCCACAGUCUGAAUCCAGCAUAUUUUCUGUCUUGUAGAAAUAUUUUGACAGAUUUACAGAUACAUCCCAUCUCUAAAUCCCCUCCGUUUGGCUUUCGCAUCCGAGCAUUAAACCCUGUCACAUGAGGUUGAAGUGAAGAGGAGAUACUUGAGGCGGUGGAGUUUCUGGUGUCUGGCCUUUCCCACCAGUGGAGGUCGGAGGCACCAGGCCUCCCCGCUAAUGGGAAUAUUGGGUGACGCUUGGCCGCUGGACACUGCCAGCGCAGGGUAUUUAUUCAGUCAAAGUCUUGAAAUCAAACCCGUUUUCAAAUAGCAAGGGAUUUCAUAUUAGGUACUGAGAGGAAUUUGUCCCUUUGAGCCAAGUUCAACGGAGUAGAGCAGGAAAAGGACCUGGAUAUUUUUGAUCAACAAUGAGCUAUUUGAAAACUGUUUUAUUAAAUAUAAGGUGGUAUUUAAUACUUUCACCAUCCUGCCUGUGUGGCUGCAUUUCUACUGUACAGGCUCCAAACUGUCUGCCCCCUGCUCCUGUGCACACAUUAAUGAGCUCCUAUUGAUGGGAUGCAUCUCAGCCCUGCACCUCAGGUCCCCUCCACCAUUCCACCGAUUUGGACAAUGGACGCUUAGCCUAUAUUAGUAUAAUAGAAUUAAAUUUCAAAUAGAUUUGUGCCUGAGCUGAUCCACGCACAGCUCACUCAGCUGCAGAGGCAGAGUGGCAUAUGGCAUGUCAUUAUCUAAACCCCCCCCCCCCCCCUCCCCGUCCGGGGCCAGCAGGGUUCAGCAGUGCUUAAACAAACUGAAGGUUAGGACGGGCUGGCUGGCGUUGAAGGGGAGGACAGCGGGGUUUGUAGCGGGGGGGCGGGGCCUGCUAAAUCACAGCGUCUCCGAGGGCCUCAGCGCCGCACCAUGGCGCCUGGGCUCAGAGGCCUGCUUUAAAAGCUGGGCUGUGUUUGAUCGAGGGGAUUUGUUUUCUGUUGGAUUAUACAUGGUUGCUCCCUGCCCGGCUGAGGGGCCUCGCGCAAUGUGACAGAUCUCGGCGGAAAAAAAAAAAAUGGGAAAGAUACAAGAGAGGGAUUUCGGGGUCAGAGAAGCCUCGAAGCAUCAGUAAUCAGGAUAAUUGCCGUGUUCCUAGUGCUGGUUUGAGCCUCCCCUCUUUGGCUCCGUGGCCUCGUAUUUAAAUUCAGUCUCAAAAGAAAUUACCUUUCUCUGUGAAAAAACUUGUGGUGUCUGCGUUUACUAAAUCUAUGGUGGCUAAUACCUUCAUUUACAAACCAGUUCCUUUGGAACAAUAUUGAGAAUAAAUAGCGUUCCCAGCAAAAGCCCAGGACAUGAUAAAUUAGACCGUCCACAUCCCAUCUGAAAAGGACGCUUAGAUCUAUAACUUAUCUCUGGCUGGAGACUAUUGACUGUUAACACGUUUUCAAGGGCAAUGAGACACUCACAAGGAGGGCCAGAGGGCAAAGUGGAGGGGAAUUGACUAAUGCUGGUGGUAAAAAUCCCUUAGUAAAUCCCAGUAAGUCCAGGAAGACCUUUACCCAGUGCAAAGGUCCAGCGGCGUUAUUAUGCACCUUAAAUACUGCUGAGACGGAAGGAGAGCGGAUGAAGCUGUUCAAAGCAGCUCUUCCUCUCUGCGAGCGGGGACGGGAGGGGAGCGAUGCUUAGAAAAAAUGAAGGCAGCUGCUCUCUCUGUAGAGUCCUGGCUGUGCUUCUCUAACCUACAGAUGACAGGGGGGGUGUGGGGGGGUUAAUGGCCCCUCCACAGCGCUUUGGUCAACCUCGCUCGUGUCCCCUGGCUGCCCUUGGGCCCCCGGGGCUCUCGUCCCCGAGACCUUCCCGGCGUCUCCUCUCGACGUCGCAGGGAGGAUGAAGUCACGGCCGCUCGUCUCCAUUCGCCUCCCAGCGAGCAAGGAGAGACUUUAAUCAAUAAUUCAGGUGAUCCCGAGGCUUUUAUACUUGUCCCACCAGCCUUAUACCUGCGUCGCACAAUAUCACUGAAGGGUCUGCCUGAUGGACGCUUUGCCGCAUCUCUUUAGUGCUAAUGGACAAGGCCAGACGGGUCACGUGUGAGCACCGCUGGGCAGAAACGCUCUCAGAAUUAAAUGCAACUGAAGUAAAAGUCGACUCACAUCGCGAGAAAAACUCUUUUCCAAAGGCACAGACCCUGAACCGUUCCCCCGAAAGGCAAUGCAGCUGGUUGUGAUUCCAGCAGCUUACUGCAUUUUAUUUCUUCUGCAUCACAAGACAUGUAUGUUCAGCUGAAAAAGCUUAUGGCCUCCAAAUAUUCAUCAAGUUGCUGUAUCCAAUCUAAACACAAAAGUCUGGGGAUUUUGCUUUUCUUAAAUCCUGUUUUCUUUUACUGUUUGCGUGGCUCUCAGAAUGUUCCUGUGGACAAACAGGGCUGUUUUUUUUCCCGAAUGAUCUCAAAUGCACCAAUGCUGCCAAAGUCUAAGGGUGCCACAACCUUGAGAAAAUAAUAUAUAUGGAAAUGGGAAAUCUAUAAAGCAUCUCUCUUAUUGUUCUCCCUGCAGUGUUGUAUUUAUGUUUAAAAAUGAUUUUGUCUCCUCAGGAUGAAAAAAUGUAAAGAAUACCUUGCUUUUUGAAAUUGAUAAUAUAUGAGUCUUAGAUUUCGAAAUAAGAAGUCUGAAUAUUAAAAAAAAGCUGUAAAAUCCUUUAGCCGUGGGGUUUUCAACUUUUGAAUGUGCCUACAGCCAAGCAUCCCAGUGAUUGCUUACCUUCAACCCCCUUCUCCAGUUCUGCAAUCUUCCCCUAAUCUUCCCACAACCAUCAUCUUCAAUUUGCUGAAACUGCCACUGUCCCCUCUCCAUCCCCACCACCACACUAGAUAUUUUUGUCUGUUUCCUGCUGUUUGUCAAUCUCAGGACUGAAAUUUCUUUAUUUUAAUGUCGAUGGUUAGUUUUCAUUUGACCUCUCCUCUCUUAUGUAUUAUUGUUUGACAUAAGUAAAUAAAGCUGAUGACUUCUA